Messenger RNA from Danio rerio (zebrafish), 1926 nucleotides. RefSeq names its product zinc metallopeptidase, STE24 homolog (gene zmpste24). Gene Ontology annotation, cellular component: endoplasmic reticulum membrane; nuclear envelope; membrane. Lineage: Eukaryota; Metazoa; Chordata; Actinopteri; Cypriniformes; Danionidae. Gene Ontology annotation, molecular function: peptidase activity; metalloendopeptidase activity; metallopeptidase activity. The record is from RefSeq and is marked provisional. Gene Ontology annotation, biological process: protein maturation; proteolysis; CAAX-box protein processing.
UGAUCGAGCAAUGAGUUUACAUUAUUUUUGCAUCUCUACAUGUAGUGUUUCAGUAUAUUGACACGGUUUCCUAAGUUACAAACAUCGUGUUGUUAGCUGUGGGUAGGUAGGAAGAUUAUAGUCUGUCUUGAAUGAUCAGGAUCUGCUGUAAUACUGCACACCGCCGGGAUAGUCAACAGUAGCAACAAAUAACUGUCGAGACGUCACAAUGCUCCGGGAAAUUCUUGCAUUAUCAGUUGAAGACAAGAUAUUUUACGCUGUCCUGUUUUUCUCAUGGACGGUGUAUGUUUGGGAGGCCUACCUCGCCUAUAGACAGAGAAAGAUCUACAGGGCUACAGUUCAUGUGCCCACUGAGCUGGGCAAGAUUAUGGAUUCAGAGACCUUUGAAAAGUCUCGCCUCUAUCAGCUGGACAAGAGUAACUUUGGCUUCUGGUCUGGAUUAUACUCUGAGUUUGAAGGCACGCUAAUACUGCUCCUUGGUGGAAUCCCAUUCCUUUGGAAAUUAUCUGGGCAUCUGACAGCUCACUUUGGUUUUGGUCCAGAGUACGAGAUCUCCCAGUCUUUGGUGUUUCUGAUGUUGGCGACUCUCUUCAGUGCUUUUACUGGCCUUCCCUGGAGCCUCUACAACACAUUUGUUAUUGAGGAGAAGCAUGGGUUUAACCAACAGACACUUGGUUUCUUCCUAAAAGACGCUCUCAAGAAGUUUGCCGUUACUCAGUGUAUUUUGGUACCAGUGACAUCGUUGCUUCUUUACAUCAUCAAGAUUGGCGGCGAUUACUUUUUCAUCUACGCCUGGCUUUUCACAUUCAUCGUCUCACUGAUUCUGGUGACUAUCUACGCAGACUACAUCGCCCCUUUGUUUGAUAAAUUCACCCCGCUGCCAGAUGGAGAGCUGAGGAGUGAGAUCGAAAGCAUGGCCAAGUCCAUCAGCUUCCCUCUCACCAAGCUCUAUGUAGUAGAAGGAUCAAAGAGGUCUUCGCACAGUAAUGCCUACUUCUAUGGCUUUUUUAAAAACAAGCGCAUUGUGCUGUUUGACACACUUUUGGAGGAUUACUCUCCUUUAAACCAGUCGGGAGAGAAAGAGCCAGGAACAGGGGAGGAGAAUGAGGCGGUGGUCAACGAGAGCAAGGCCAAGCCAAAGAACAAGAAACAGGGCUGCUCUAACCCUGAGGUUCUAGCAGUUCUUGGACAUGAACUUGGACAUUGGAAACUAGGCCAUACUGUCAAAAACAUUGUCAUCAGCCAGAUGAACUCCUUCCUAUGCUUCUUCCUUUUUGCUGUCCUGAUUGGUCGAAAAGAGCUCUUUAUGGCAUUUGGUUUUCAUGACACCCAGCCAACUCUUAUUGGGCUGAUGAUCAUCUUUCAGUUCAUCUUCUCACCUUACAAUGAGCUGCUGUCGUUCUGUAUGACAGUGUUGAGCCGGAGGUUUGAGUUUCAGGCAGAUGCAUUUGCGCGCGGUAUGGGCCGAUCAUCUGAGCUGUACUCCGCUCUCAUUAAGCUCAACAAGGACAACCUAGGCUUCCCUGUAGCAGACUGGCUCUUCUCCAUGUGGCAUUACUCCCAUCCUCCCCUGCUAGAGCGCCUCAGAGCCCUCACUGGACCCAAGCAGGACUGACGGCAUUUCAAGGGGGGGCCACGUUCACCAAUCGCUCCCCCGAGAAAGGGUCUCCGCCGGCCUCUACUGGCACUCUGAUGUUGAUGCCUGUUUUUCUGUCCUUCCCAUUUUUAAAAUUUCCAUUCAUAAGUGUUUUGAGUUUUUCAUUUGUUUGUUCUCGCCCUGUAGGAAAAAGUUUUCUGUUUGCUUCAAUGGAGAUGAGAUGGUCAUGACCUUUGUUAAGUUUGCUUGUUUCAGUAUGCCUUUUACAGCUGUUCUCUUUUAAUUUGUCUUUUAAUUUAUUAAUUUUAAAGGAUGAAUUGUCCCCUCUG